This is a messenger RNA of Camellia sinensis, 1266 nucleotides long. The record is from RefSeq and is a predicted model, not a curated record. Lineage: Eukaryota; Viridiplantae; Streptophyta; Magnoliopsida; Ericales; Theaceae.
ACCUCCCGCGGGCGGGGGAACAUAGUCGGCAGCUAUUGGAGAGCCUGGGAGCUAUGGGUUUUAGCAUAUUUUUCGACAUUAGCCCCAGAGCUCGAGGUGGAGGCGCCUCUUGUGAUUCGUUACUCGCUUGUAUUUGAGGGCCAGUACCGACCGAGAGCCCGGGAGACUCUGCCUUAUCUGCGACAGUUCUUCGAUACGGUGCAGCCGACCGAGAUCACAUGGAAGCCCUGGGCGCCCUUGGGUGGAGAUACCCGAUUUCAGUUUGUUGGGGAGUGGGCCUCUUCUCGGUACAGGAUCCUAUUUGAGGGGCCAGUUGGCAGGGCCUGGGUUCUGGGGGACCGCUUCCUACGCCAGACGAUGGGCUACCCCGAGCAGAGUAUCCCCGCAGCACCUCCGGACGACAUGCGGUCCACUGAGGGACUCACUCCCCAGGAGGUUGAUUUGGCUAUGCUGGGCACUGAUGUAGCUCUACAUUUGGAGGAGGGGGAGUACGCGACUUACCGUCAUACAUACUUGAUGCUCCCAUUGACAGGUGUCUGCACUCCCACGAGGAGGUCUGCUGGCAUGCCACCAUCGACUCGAGUCCGGGCUACAGAUGCUCCUUUGACCAGCAGGGCCGGCACAUCGAGAGGUGGGGCUAGACUGGUUCCUCCGAUUCCUCCGACUUACUAUCAUGUUGGAUGGCCAGAUAUUCUGACCGAGUUGACUGGAUGGCGAUACGGGUCAUUCUACCCGAUUCCCAUAGAGCCUCCUAUGCCUGAUCAUCGAUAUGUCAGAGACCCUGACUCGCCACCGCGAGUAUACUGAGGGGUUGCUCGGGUUGGUGGCCUCACUCGAGGGCAUGGUCCUGCGGAGAGAGACGCAGCUAUUCAUCGCCGGUGUUUCGGCUGAGCCACAGGCUGGGCCAUCCAGGCCCUCUCGAGGACCUGGGAGAGGGGGUUCGACUCGUAGACAGGGCAGGCGCAGAGCACCUAUCAUAGAUGAGGAGUCUAGCGAGGAGGAGGAGUCCACGCAUCCUCAGUCAAAGACAUCCGCAGGCAGGGAGGAGGACUCCGGCUCCGGUUCUGAGAGUGGAGACGAUGCCGAGGAUGGCGGCUCCGACUCAGAUGAUGGUACUGAUACCGAGGUCGUUCCGCAGAAGAGGAUGAAGAGGGCCUCUCAUUCUUGCGCUUGAUAGCACGAAUGCAGAUGUUCCUACUUUACUUUCCUUUUUUACUAGUAGUUGUAGCACAUUAGCUUUGUUAGGCAGUUUUAUUUUCUGUAAAA